CUCAGUAGAAGAUGCCUCGCCCCGGAGUAAAGCGAAGCCUUACUAGAGCCUUUAUGAGCUAGCUCGUAUUGCUGGCUCGCGUAAAGGAAAGGCAUUACAGCUCGCUCAAACUUAGUCACGAGCCGCGAGCUUGAAUUUAAACCCCAUCGUCAUGCUCGAGCUCUAACUCGAGAUCUGUCAGCAAUAAUAAGACAUCUCUUGAAAUGAGCUAUGGGAGUAGAAUCGGGACUGAAGACGAGACUGCGCAAGGUCGGAAGCUCCGGUUCCAGUCUGAUGACAUGAGCUCCCGAGGGGCCACGCCCGCCCCGAGCAUUGGGACGAGCAUGGGGAGCGAGGUCCGGCAGAUGGUUCACUCCGUAGCACUUCCUCCAUCGUCGACCUUCUGGGCCCAGAUGAAAGAGGGAAUUAUGGAGACAUUCUUUGCGGACGAUCCCUUCCGCCAGUUCAGGGGCUACAAGGGGAAGCAGAGAUGGUUCGUCGGUCUCAUGUACAUCUUCCCCAUUCUCGACUGGCUUCCCAAGUACGAUAAGAGAAUGCUCAAAGGUGACCUCAUUGCCGGACUCACCACUGCAAGUCUCGCUAUCCCUCAGGAUCUGGGGUAUGCGAAGUUGGCAAACAUGGACCCAAUUCACGGUCUAUACGCGAGUUUCGUUCCACCUUUAAUCUAUGCCUUGCUGGGGAGUUCGCGCGACAUUACCAUCGGGCCUGUCGCGGUUAUAUCCAUUAUUAUGGGUCAAUUGCUCAAGAAUGAGAUCGACCCGCACGAGGAUAGAGCGGGCUACUUGCGCCUUGCAUUCACUGCAACCUUUUUUGCUGGAGUCGUGCAAGCGUCACUUGGAAUCCUCAGGCUCGGGUUCCUCGUCGACUUUCUUUCACAUGCAGCAAUCGUUGGUUUCAUGUCUGGAGCUGCAGUGACUAUCGCUCUUCAACAGUUAAAAGGGCUUUUAGGAAUAACAAAGUUCACAACCAGUUCUGACAUCGUCUCGGUCAUGAGAUCAGUCUGGACUCACACUGGCGAGUGGAACUGGCCAACAAUUGGCCUAGGGUUUUUCUUUUUGAUAUUGCUCGUGGCUACAAGACGAUUCUCACAGAUGAGGAAAAGGUUCUUCUGGUGCUCAGCUGUGGCACCUUUGGGAUGCGUGAUUGUCAGCACCCUAUUUGUUUUUGUGACUCGUCUCGACAGGAAGGGUAUCAAAGUAAUCGGAUAUAUUGAAAAGGGAGUUAAUCCUGCUUCUUUCAGUGAUAUUUACUGGACUGGACCUCUAGUCGCAAGGGGAUUCAAAGUUGGUGUGGUCUCCGGUCUCGUUGCUCUCACGGAAGCAGUUGCUAUCGGAAGAACAUUCGCAGCUUUGAAAGCUUACCACAUCGACGGAAACAAGGAGAUGAUUGCCAUCGGGACCAUGAACAUUGCAGGAUCAUGGACUUCUUGUUAUGUGGCAACAGGUUCCUUCUCUCGAUCAGCUGUCAACUAUCAGUCUGGCUGUUUCACAGCGAUGUCGAACGUCGUUAUGGCAAUUGCGGUGCUUUUCACCCUUUUGUUUUUGACUCCAUUAUUUCACUACACUCCAGAAUGUGUCCUCGCUGCUAUCAUUAUGAACGCUGUCGUCGGUUUGGUGGACUUGAGGGCCAUGUACCUAGUCUGGAAGACUGACAAGAUCGAUUUCCUAGUGUUGGCUGGAGCGCUUUUUGGUGUCAUGUUCGUCUCCAUUGAGAUUGGUCUUCUUGUUGCUGUUAUCAUCUCUUUCUCUAAGAUCCUUAUUCAUGUGACAAGGCCACAUACAGCUCUCCUAGGUAACAUACCUGGUACCAGCAUGUACCAUGACAUCAAGCAGUACCCAUUAGCAAGUAAUGAACCUGGAAUUGUGAUCGUACGUAUCGACGCUGCCAUCUACUUUUCCAACUCAAAUUAUGUUCGCGAGAGAAUCUUGCGAUAUGUGAACGACGCUGAAGAUGAGCUAGCAGUGAAUGGAGGAAUUCCUCUUCAGUUUGUUAUCUUGGAGAUGGCUCCCGUGAUGAGCAUUGAUACUGCGGCUAUUCAUGCUUUCGAGGAACUCAACACAAACCUUCAAGCAAGGGGAAUCCAGUUGACGAUCUCGAAUACUGUCGGAAAGGUGAUUACGACCUUCAAAGAUGGAGGUUUUGUGGACCUUCUAGGUCAAGAGUGGUUCUUCCUCUCUGUCUCUGAAGGAGUCCAAGUUUGUUCGAUUCUCAUCAAGAGGAAGCAACAAGCGAUGAAAGAAAAUUACGCCGACAAGGUCUAGGACAAAUAGUUUAAUUUGAAUUUAACAUUAUUCUUUCCUUAAUUGUUUCCAAGAAGUAGAUCUAGAAAAGAGUUUCAUAUUGAAAUUCUGUAUGUGAACUAUACCAUAUCUAAACAUCAUUCAAGUCAGAUAGAGCUGCAAAUUCCCUCCAGGCAGAAGUUAGCGCAACCUCCAUAGGCCCGUAGGAGUAGUGUUAGUUUUUGCCAAGGCUAGAGGAUGGCUGUGGUCUCUCUGAGCUGUCAAAAUCAGUAAAUGUCCAAAAGAUUCAGAAUUGCCUCUGCAAUCGGUCUUCAAGAGCACUUGAUUGUAACUAUUCUCUUAUAUGUAAAGCGUGAAAUUUUAUGCUCAGUCCUCAAUAAAUGGAUAAGGUUUCC
Marchantia polymorpha subsp. ruderalis is the source of this 2635-nucleotide messenger RNA. The record is from the annotation of a GenBank genome assembly. NCBI's taxonomy places the organism in Eukaryota, Viridiplantae, Streptophyta, Marchantiopsida, Marchantiales, Marchantiaceae.